Molecule: messenger RNA, 1420 nt
Organism: Schizophyllum commune H4-8
Lineage: Eukaryota; Fungi; Basidiomycota; Agaricomycetes; Agaricales; Schizophyllaceae
Product: UbiA prenyltransferase
Exons: 9
Coding region: 206-1210 (334 amino acids)
Biological process (GO): ubiquinone biosynthetic process
Cellular component (GO): mitochondrial inner membrane
Molecular function (GO): 4-hydroxybenzoate polyprenyltransferase activity
Source: RefSeq, a predicted model, not a curated record
GUGCGUAUGUGUCGACCCGGCAGCAGACUAGCCACUACGAUCAUUCUUUCAGACCGUCUAUGCUGCCAUGCACAUACGGGAUGUUCGACCCGAUCACACGUGUCCCUCACCGGUUCUUGCAUAUAUAUUCCGACCGUGGGCCUGCUCUACUCAUUCUACUCUUUCACUUCCCCCCUGACUUCGUCCUCGCUCACAUCCACGAAGCAUGACGACGCCUACAGAAACGACGAAGCUCUUUUCUCCCUCGUACCAGUCUCUGGCGAAGAGAGAUCAACUGAAGUUUCCUCUUGGACUGAUCCCACAACGCGUCCGACCCUACUUGGAGCUGAUCCGCUUUGAAAAGCCCACUGGCACGAUUUUGAUGUUCUGGCCUUUCGCGUGGGGUCUCACCAUGGCCGCUCGUGCAGUUGCCCUCCCCCUGCAGGAAUACUUUCCGAGGCUUCUGCAAUGCCUCCUUGGCGCAUGGCUCAUCCGCGGGUCGGCAUGCACCGUCAACGAUAUCUUCGACCGUGAUAUGGAUGCAGGCGUCGAGCGCACUCGAGGCAGGCCGCUUCCCAGCGGUCGCAUAUCCGUCCGCGCAGCGACCAUCUACCUGCUCGUGCAGUACGCCCUCGGCCUCGCCUUCUUCUACACGACGCUCAGCGGCCUCGCUUUCUAUGUGGCGCUCUUCCAGCUUCUCCCGAUGUUCAUGAUCUACCCCCUAUUGAAGCGCGUGUCGGACUGGCCUCAGGCCUGGCUGGGGUUUGCGAUGAACUUUGGGUUCGUCACCGCGUGGAUCACGACCACUGGGACCAUGGAUGCGGCGCUUUUGGCUGCUGCGAUGGCAGGCUUCUGGAGUUGGACCAUGUUGUAUGACACCAUUUACGCGUGCCAGGACAAGGCAGACGACGUCAAAGUUGGAGUCCGCUCGACUGCUCUCCUGUUUGGCGCGUGGAUACGACCUCUCCUAGUCGCGCUUGGGGUUAUGUUUGCUGCCAUGCUCGCGCUGGCAGGAUACCUAAGCGGUCAGGGAGUUCCGUACUACGCGAUCUCGGUCGGCGGCACAGCAGCGCACCUCCUCUGGCAGUACCACACCGUGGACCUCGAAGAGCCCGCUAGCUGCGGAGAGAACUUCAAGCGCAAUGGGCACCUAGGAUGGAUCAUCUGGGGUGGCCUCUUCGUCGACUACGCCACCACGGUGGUUUCGCCCGCCAUAGUUGCGUUCAUCUAGGCGCGCACAAACCUCCCGCAUGAAAUACGAUACGCUGUGUUGCACGUCAUGGACCUAUAUCCUUAUUACUGGCACAAUCUAUGAAGGCAAGCCUGAUAAUUCGCAAUAGCUAUAGCAUCUAUACUUAAUUCUAUCAUAUUCCUAUGCCUAAGUAAUAUGUACGCGUACGGUAGACUUCUUGGUGUCAGCUAUAUACAUGAUCUGUUGAAC